GACGAUCAUGGCAGGCGGAAUGUGGGAGCUUCGACUAAUACACUGAAUUUCAUGGUGUGAAUUGACUUACCCUGCUUCAACCAUGGCGUGCUGUUCAGCAAGGGGAGUUGUGAUUACUUUGUGUGUGUUACAACUGGUGUCUACGGUAGAGCGCCAGGUGUUUGACUUCCUCGGGUACAUGUGGGCGCCAAUCCUGGGAAACUUCCUACAUAUCAUCUGUGUCAUCAUCGGGCUGUUUGGCUCAUUGCAGUACAGACCUAGGUUCAUAGCUGUGUAUGCUGUGUGGAAUUUACUGUGGCUGGGCUGGAAUAUAUUUGUGAUAUGUCUAUAUUUAGAAGUGGGAGUAUUAAAUAGGAAUAAGGAUAUUUACAUAUUAAACAUAGUCACGGGCAACAAAAGCUGGUGGCUGGAGAACGGUAUAGGUUGUAUUGUCACUAAUUCUACAGCGGUAGAGUCGCCUCCCUCAGCCAGUAGACCUAUACCAGCAGAGGGCGCUGUACAGGGCUGUAUUCUGGCCUAUUAUUAUGUUGAAGUCAUACAUGCAGCAGUCCAGAUAUUUUUAUCGAUAAUUGGUAUAAUAAUCUCCAGUUUAGUGAUCUACUUCAUCACAGAGGAAGACGACAGUUAUACAUUCCACAAAGACAAUACUGGCGCAGCCCCAGCCAAUGACAUGCUAGAGUACGUCAAAAUGAGGUACAAGUCCCCUGCAAGAAACAGCUUUCGUGAGCAGAAUCGCGUGCUGGGAUAUGGUGGUUAUGACACAUCACAGAGCGGGAUGGGAGACUUUGGUGGCAGUGGCGGGAUUGAUAACGUCCAGAUUCACAGCGUUGUGCCGGGAAUGACAGAGAUCCCAGAUACCCCGUCCAGCGUGGAUGAACACCCACCUAGUUAUCGUGCCUCCAUGGGCAACUACUACCACCAAGACCGGCACAGCGUUCGAAGCAAAGCCAGCAACAAAUCCAGAACCUCCAAAAAGAACACAGACUAUGGUCAUCCCCAGGAGCUGCCUUGGGUGCAGAUAACACCAUCAGAGCACGAGCAUGAACUGCCAUAUCGACAGAUCUUUCCUGUGUAACCCCUGAUAAUCUGAUUUGUUCUUCAUGGCCUUAUAUUUGUUGUCCCUCGAUCACCAUGGAUUGUGCCCUUGUUCCAUGCACAUUUAGCACAUGUUACCGUGCUCAUGGAUACAUAGCUAGCUUGAACUUGGCGGUACCAAGAAAAUGGUGUGCAGCAGUUUGACCUGGGAUCCACUGUCAGUUUUCACAACAACGCGGUGAUGUAGAGAGAGAUUCCUUGGAUUUACUCUGAACAGCAAUGUGCUCUGGUAUUUGUUUUUUAACUGUGAUCAGCUCCAUGCUGGAGUAGUCUUGUUGGUGUUUACCCAGCCGUCGCUUCUCACUCACAAGCAUGGUCUAGCAUUCAGCACUCUUGUCAGACAGGAGACAAUACUGAGGGCUGUGCAUCUGCUUCCUGUCUGACUGGGUGUGCGUGAACUAAACAUUCCAAACCACAAACCAUGGAAAAACUCCCAGGCGUAAGUGAAAAAAGGCCUCAAACACGAUUUAGUCUUUCAGCAGGUGACUUCUGUGUAAAGAGAAAGUAACUGUGGAAUGGCCCAGUAUUGAAACUGUAUGUGCUUUGUGAUGCAGAAGUAAAAGGUGUUGCACAAGAACAAAAACUUGCCUGGUGAAAACCGAGUGGCUGGUUUGUUACUUGUACAGUGACUGCACUUGUACAGCGAUCUUUUUAUUCCCAUUGUGCAAAAGCUGUGAGGAACACUUUGUACGCAUUCAUUCCCUCAUCGUCCAUGACUCCAUUGAAUCAAUUUGUACUUUUGUCCUUAUGUUU
Messenger RNA from Liolophura sinensis, 1848 nucleotides. RefSeq names its product sodium/potassium-transporting ATPase subunit beta-1-interacting protein 3-like. Lineage: Eukaryota; Metazoa; Mollusca; Polyplacophora; Chitonida; Chitonidae. Bases 83 to 1075 code for a protein of 330 amino acids. Gene Ontology annotation, biological process: regulation of sodium ion transport. The record is from RefSeq and is a predicted model, not a curated record. The transcript has 7 exons.